Messenger RNA from Vollenhovia emeryi, 2192 nucleotides. It is a transcript of the gene Pgd, whose product is annotated as 6-phosphogluconate dehydrogenase, decarboxylating. The record is from RefSeq and is a predicted model, not a curated record. Gene Ontology annotation, cellular component: cytosol. Gene Ontology annotation, biological process: pentose-phosphate shunt; pentose-phosphate shunt, oxidative branch. Gene Ontology annotation, molecular function: phosphogluconate dehydrogenase (decarboxylating) activity; NADP binding. Lineage: Eukaryota; Metazoa; Arthropoda; Insecta; Hymenoptera; Formicidae. The transcript is spliced from 5 exons. The coding region runs from base 337 to 1785 and encodes 482 amino acids.
CCUGAGGAACGUUCGGCAUGCGACUACGAAACCGCAGAUUAGAUAAGUCGUCCGUGUCGCAGCGGCGUGCGUGUUAAUGCUGCAUCAUCGUUAUCUCACAAGACGGUCUGCAUUCUGCAAUGGUCGACGUGUUCUCGCGCGUAGCGCAACGCGAUUGGCUUAUAGCACGUCGGCUGACGCUGUCGAGCCUGUCGGGCACGUCGCUCGAACCGGCACGUCCUUCGACGACGCGAGAGCUUUGACUCGACCACUUGUUGCUUGUUGCUCCCGCGACAUUCGUUGCGGCAAGUCUCGCGAAUAUAUCCAGCCAGAUUUCUCUACGAUCCGUCCACAGACAUGAGCACCCCGGUGGCGGAUAUCGCCCUCAUCGGCCUGGCGGUCAUGGGGCAGAAUCUAAUUCUAAACAUGAACGAUCACGGUUUCGUCGUGUGCGCGUACAACCGCACGGUGGACAAAGUCAAGGCUUUUCUCGAGAACGAAGCCAAGGGCACGAAUGUUAUCGGCGCUUACAGUCUGAAGGAGAUGGUCGGCACGUUGAAGAGCCCGAGGAAAGUGAUGAUGCUGGUCAAAGCUGGCGCAGCAGUGGACGCCUUUAUCGAGCAAUUGGUGCCCCUUCUCUCUCCCGGGGACAUUAUCAUCGACGGUGGCAACUCGGAGUAUCAAGACACCGAGAGACGCACCAAGGAUCUCGAACGGAAAGGGAUUCUCUUCGUCGGCAGCGGAGUCAGCGGGGGAGAGGACGGCGCGAGACACGGACCCUCCUUGAUGCCCGGCGGUAAUCCCAAAGCGUGGCCGCAUAUCAAACCUAUCUUCCAAUCGAUAUGCGCGAAAGCUGACGGCGAGCCGUGCUGCGACUGGGUGGGCGAGACCGGCGCGGGACACUUCGUCAAGAUGGUGCACAACGGCAUCGAGUACGGCGACAUGCAGAUCAUCUGCGAGGCUUAUCACCUGAUGCGAAGUGGCAUGCGGCUCACGCAGGAGGAGAUGAGCGCGGUGUUCGACGAGUGGAACAAGGGCGAGCUGAAUUCGUUUCUGAUCGAGAUCACGCGCGACAUCCUCAAGUACCAGGACGAGGGGGGCUACCUGCUCCAGCGAAUCCGGGACACCGCCGGCCAGAAGGGCACCGGCAAGUGGACGGCGGUCGCCGCGCUGGAUUACGGCGUGCCGGUCACGCUGAUCGGCGAGUCGGUCUUCUCCCGAUGCCUGUCCGCGCUGAAGAGCGAGCGCGUGGAGGCGAGCGAGGUCCUGUCGGGCCCGGACCUGUUGUACCAGGGCGACAAGCAAGAGUUCCUCAAGAAUCUGAGGAAGGCUCUGUACACCGCGAAAAUUAUCUCGUACGCGCAAGGCUUCAUGCUGUUGAGAGAAGCCGCCAAGGUCCACAACUGGAACCUGAAUUACGGUGGAAUAGCGUUGAUGUGGCGGGGUGGAUGUAUCAUAAGGAGCGCAUUCCUGGGAAACAUAAAAUCGGCGUAUGACAAAAAUCCGAAGUUGUCCAACCUACUGCUGGACGACUUCUUCGCCAAGGCCAUGGACGAUUGCCACCGGAGUGCUAGGAUAGUGGUGAGCAUCGCCGUGACGAUUGGUAUACCGACUCCUGCCCUGUCGACGGCCCUGGCCUUCUACGACGGAUUCAGGACCGCCUGCCUACCGGCGAAUCUGCUGCAGGCCCAACGGGAUUACUUCGGCGCUCACACGUACGAGCUGCUCGGUCAGGAGGGCAAGUUCGUUCACACGAAUUGGACCGGACACGGCGGGAAAAUAUCCGCUUCCACGUACGACGCGUAAACUCACGAGGCGCAUCGACCGAUAAUGUGCAAACUAAUAGCUAAAAAAUGCGACAAUGCGCAGUGUGAUAGAUACACAUAAUUAAUUGCCACUUGUAAUAAUUUAAAGUAACAGUUACGUGGCUAUGACAUGACGAAGAAACGGCUUGGCAUGACAAUGUCCUAUAAUUGAAAGAAAUCGCAUACGACGAAACAUUGUCAAUAAAAGGUAUUUUGCAUUCUCUCAUUUCAGAUAGUUUUCGAUUUCGAUUUUCGACUUGACAAACGUAUAUUUUCAUAAAUAAGCGUAAAAAUAGAAAAGAUCGGAGGGGCCUGUGAUAAAAGAGAGGUAUAUAUUUUAAUAGAUACUAGCAAUCAUAUACGUGAAAGUUUAGCGGAAAGAAAUAUACGUAUACGAAUGAGAAUAAA